This is a messenger RNA of Prunus avium (sweet cherry), 1198 nucleotides long. RefSeq names its product geranylgeranyl pyrophosphate synthase 7, chloroplastic-like. Gene Ontology annotation, biological process: isoprenoid biosynthetic process. Gene Ontology annotation, molecular function: prenyltransferase activity. NCBI's taxonomy places the organism in Eukaryota, Viridiplantae, Streptophyta, Magnoliopsida, Rosales, Rosaceae. The record is from RefSeq and is a predicted model, not a curated record.
AUUCUGGUCUUCCAAUCAAUGGCUCUUUUCUCAACCAUUCCAAGCUAUGAAAACUCAGCCCUUCUCAGAAACCCUAAUAUUGGUCUCAACAAAAGUCCUAGACCUAGAACAUCAAAUGGUAGCCUCAGGCUCAUUUCCUUGAAGAUUAGGGCCACGCAUACACAAGUUGCUGACUCAUCUUCAGUCCAACCAUUGCUCACCAAACCACUUGAAAUUACCCAAUUGCCGAUAUUCCAAUUUGAUGAGUACCUGUCCAUGAAGGCAAAGAAGGUGGAGAAAGCUUUGAAUGAGGCUGUGCCUUUGCAAUACCCCAAGAAAAUCCAUAGGGCAAUGAGGUACUCACUUUUAGCCGGUGGAAAGCGUGUGCGCCCGGUUCUAUGCCUUGCUUCGUGUGAAUUAGUUGGAGGGGAUCAGUCUCUUGCAAUCCCAACAGCUUGUGCCGUUGAAAUGAUCCACACCAUGUCACUUAUUCAUGAUGAUCUUCCUUGCAUGGACAACGACGAUCUUCGUCGCGGAAAGCCCACAAACCACAAGGCUUUUGGGGAAGAAACCGCUAUUCUAGCCGGUGAUGCCCUCCUCUCCCUUGCCUUUGAGCACAUAGCGGCUAAGACCACAAAAGUGGUCUCCCCUGAACGCGUGGUUCGGGCCAUUGCUGAGCUUGGUUCAGCCGUAGGGUCAUCAGGCCUCGUGGCGGGUCAAAUUGUCGACAUUUUGAGUGAAGGUAAAGAAGUGACACUAGAAGAAUUGGAGUACAUACAUGUGCAUAAAACCGCGAAGCUCCUUGAGGCUUCGGUGGUUUGUGGGGCAAUAAUUGGAGGAGGGAAUGAAGGUGAGGUAGAGAGGAUGAGGAAGUAUGCAAGGUGCAUAGGGUUGUUGUUUCAAGUUGUUGAUGACAUUUUGGAUGUGACAAAGUCGUCGGAGGAAUUGGGAAAGACGGCUGGGAAGGACUUGGCAAGCGACAAGGCGACAUAUCCAAAGCUCAUGGGCAUUGAAGGGGCAAGGAAUUUUGCUGCUAAGUUGGUGGCUCAAGCAAUAGAAGAGCUUGCUCAUUUUGAUGCUGCUAGGGCUGCUCCAUUAUAUUGUUUAGCGAACUACAUUGCCAAUAGACAGACUUAGAGGAGCAAUUAACAGAGACUGCAUGUGCUUCCUUUAAUUUUUCUUCUAAACUUCUUGGUGGGUUUUCGCCUAUAGUAAUUAG